AUGGAAACACGUCUAAAUUCUGAAAACAAAACAAAAGGAGAAGCUUUUGCCUCCCAAAAUACUCAUAAAGAUUUUGCCACCGAUUUGGACUCGGAUGGAUAUCUGAUUUUGCCAAAAACUUCGGGCGUAUACAACUUUUACUCGGUGAAUGAUUUUCUAGCAGGGCUUUUGGUAUUUCUGCCGUCUAUAGUGGCUGCCCUGGCAGUAGAAGCGAACCAGCAAAGAGAUUGGGCCAUAACACUCUCGAAACUAACGGUUUUGGCCCAAGUGGCAUGGAUGGUCAUCUUUAUUACUAGCUGGCCACUGGCUUGGAUCCGCCAUUUGGAAAAAUCCCGGCUUCACUUGCUCAACUACAUCAAUCUGGUUUUCCUAGGCACCAAUGCCGGGCUGCAAAUACCCGAGGUGGCUUUAAACAGGCGAGUUUUUGCUGUAAACUUGCUUUUGGCUUUGAAGCUCCAACGAUACGAAAAACUAGCGCUAUUGUUGUGGUUCUGUGCCAUCGUGGCAAGUCCCGUUAUGAUGCGGUGGUCGGUUACGGCUUCUGGAAAUGGCAAGCACUCUGUUCGAGAUGCAAACAUUAUCAUGUUUGUCUUUUGGCAAGGUCUGAAGUUGUUGAUCCAGGCGUCGGUCAUUUUGCAGAAAUCGGGCGGUAGCCCCCUCACAACAGGAACAGCCCCCGGAGUUGUCACAGAUGCUAACUUAAGCUACUAUGUGGAACUGUUUUGUGGACCCCAACAUAUGUUUGAAAGUCCGCCGCUGGUAGACGCUUACAAAGACUCGUGCUUCAAAGUAGAUUUGGCAUGCGACGCCUUUGGCUCAGACAAGUCGACUUUGGGCAAUUCGAGACUGGGAAAUGAAGUAUCGCCUAAAGAAAAGGCAGAUUCAAACAAGGGAAUGACUGUUCCUGUGGUUCCCUUUCCUUUCGACGCUUCUCCGCUAGCAACCGAAGAAUGCGAUCAAACUAAAACCCGAAAUACGUCCGGUUUGCCGAAAGUCCCCAAUUCGCCAGUAGUCCCCAACUUACCAAGAAUUCCAAAUUUGAAAGACGCUGUCCCUGUCUCGGUGUCACCACAUGGAUCGGGUGCCUUUAGCUCACGCUAUGAGACAAGGUUUUCGCUCCGAGAAAAUUCAGAGGGCUGUUUCUCCGAGAAUUUCAUCCGACGUCCCCAUGUAAAGAAGCAGAAGAAGUUCCACGAGAAUACUCACUUGCAUGAAAGUAUUCCAUAUGGAGAAGAGCCAUCUCGAAUGGGUCAUUGGAAAUUCACAAGUGAACACCGAAACCAAGAUAUCACAAUUUUCCAGCCCCACCAAAUCAAAACCCAUAGAGGCUAUUCAUAA
Messenger RNA from Clavispora lusitaniae ATCC 42720, 1338 nucleotides. RefSeq lists its product as uncharacterized. NCBI's taxonomy places the organism in Eukaryota, Fungi, Ascomycota, Pichiomycetes, Serinales, Metschnikowiaceae. The record is from RefSeq and is a predicted model, not a curated record.